Erigeron canadensis is the source of this 1116-nucleotide messenger RNA. Its product is annotated as protein REVEILLE 2-like. Gene Ontology annotation, molecular function: DNA binding. The coding region runs from base 191 to 901 and encodes 236 amino acids. The record is from RefSeq and is a predicted model, not a curated record. The transcript has 3 exons. NCBI's taxonomy places the organism in Eukaryota, Viridiplantae, Streptophyta, Magnoliopsida, Asterales, Asteraceae.
UUCCUCUGUUUUUUUUUUUUCUUUCUUUCUCUCCAUCUUGUUUAUAAUUUUCCGGUCGCCUGUUUGGUUUCUGAUCUCACCUGUUUUUGAGAUUCUAGAGUUUGGAACUUUGUAAACUUCGGGUUGCUGUCGGGUCGGGUAUUGAUCCAAGUGGAAAGUUGGAUAUUCUUGUUAGUUGAAACUUGAAAGGAUGGUUGAGGCUCGGAAACCAUACACAAUCACGAAACAAAGGGAGAAGUGGACACAAGAAGAGCACGAAAAGUUUCUUGAAGCUCUAAAGCUAUACGGCCGAGCAUGGCGACAAAUUGAAGAGCACGUGGGCAACAAAACUGCAGUUCAGCUAAGAAGUCAUGCUCAAAAGUUUUUCUCAAAGGUGGUUCGUGAAUCGGGCAGUGUCGAUGGAACAGAGGUGGAAUCCAUUGAAAUUCCCCCACCUCGUCCAAAGAGGAAACCAACGCACCCUUAUCCUCGUAAAGUAUCACUUCCUACGAAGAAGGAAGCUCAUUCCUCGAGGUCUACUUCUCCUGGUUCAUCAGGGUUAAGUCAUGAAAAGGGGUCUCCUAAAUCACCUGAAUCUAUCCAAAGUUUGAAGCUUUUUGGGCAGACCUUUUUCGUUGUAGACUCUGCCAGCCCAUCUUCUCCAGAUAGCUCACCAAAACUACCAUGGAACUCGAUAGCUACUGAUCAAGAACCAGACUCUACUACUCAUUCGAGUGACCGAAUUGAAACAACGACACAAUGUUCAUCACAAGAGGGUAAAAAUGAUGAACUUGGUAGCAAAGGAGACAAGUAUGCAAAGGGCUUUGUGCCGUACAAAAAUUGGUUAGCAAAUAAGAGUGUUCAUACAUUCAUGUUAACAGAUGAAGAGAGGAAAGACAUUAGAGUAAGUCUUUGCUUGUAAUCUAUUAGUUUUAAGGAUUAAAUAUGGUGUUAAUUUUGUAAUGAAAUUAAGUGUUUGAAACGUGUAAAACUAAUACUACCAGUUUUGUUAAUAGUCCGUUCUGUCGUUGAUGGGGUUGGCUAAUGGAUAAGGCUUAAGGAUUUAAUUAAAGGAAUUGUUAGAAGAAAAAAUGAAUUUUAUUGGAUAAAGGAUUAUUAUCUGGUUGAAUUUAUUUA